Molecule: messenger RNA, 3593 nt
Organism: Branchiostoma belcheri (Belcher's lancelet)
Lineage: Eukaryota; Metazoa; Chordata; Leptocardii; Amphioxiformes; Branchiostomatidae
Product: tectonic-2-like
Exons: 19
Coding region: 102-3470 (1122 amino acids)
Biological process (GO): cilium assembly
Source: RefSeq, a predicted model, not a curated record
GAAAAUGGCGGCCGAUCCAAACGAGGAAGACUUGUGUUGUAGUUUUUGUUUACAGGAAGAAAAAUGACAUAGGCUUCGGGAAAGGGUUUUUCUAAGCGGAGAUGUUUGUGAAAGUCCCUGCCGUGUUGUUGUUGUUGUUUAGACUGCUGUAUUAUGUACAGGGACAGACUGGAGCACCGGAACAGAUCAACCCUGGCCAGGUGAAUGUCGGAGUCCCAGGACAGGAUGGCAGCAACGUCGUCUCUAUCUCUGAACACGAGACCAGCGGGCAGAUUCCUGUGUUCCUGACGUUUACUCAGCCGGCAAACGCCACCCAGGAUGUGACAGUGUUCUGUAGCAUACAGACCGACCAGCCUGGUUACUCUGAGGUCACGUUUGACAACAUCACCAUUUCAGCCGGGGGGACUGACACAGGCACUGUCACAUUCAGUGUUGUAUCACCUGGACGUCAGGUUGAGGUGCAGUGUUUGGGCAGGAGUGCUGCACCAGGAACUGAGACCAACACUACAGAGUUCCUCCCACAGACUUCAGCUGGACAGACUGGUUUUCUGCAGGUGAGAAAAGGUCCAGUGGCAGGCUUCUGUAGCAGUCUGGUCCUGGUGCCUAACAGAGCUGGAGUCUCCCAGGCUACUGUACGGGUGGAACUCAGUGAAGCAGUCGUUGACAAUGAAGUCACAGUGACCUGCACUAGUGUGGAUGCAACAGCUGGUUCCAUCCAGUUGACCUUUGACCCCCUGACCUUGGAAGUGAACAGUACGACAGGAGAUGUGACCUACUCCUUCACCAACCCCGGCGGCUCUCCUGUGUCAGUGUCAUGUACAGCACAGUCUGGGGGAGGGGGGACCCAGUAUCGCACGGCUACAUCCACAGGAGAUGCGUCCACCUUUGCACUUGACGAGGGUUCAGUACAGUUCAUCCCUGACACAACCAGAACCUCGGCGCAGAGCGUUGGAACCUUCCUGGUGCUGGACGCAGCUGUACAGGCUGACACCGUCACCUUCACCUGCGCCAUGAGGGAGGUGGAGGACUCAGACCAGGCUCAGACACUCGCCCAGAACCCCACCUGUGUACCUGUGUCUAACCUGGUCCCUACAGCUGCACCAGGGACAGUACCAGCACAGCUGACCACUCCAGGACUGACCACUCCAAACCCUGCUUCUGCCAGCCCUGCUACAACGCUUACGCAAGCCCCUAUCUCUGCUCAGACCCUGGCCACCCCCACAUCAGUCCCAGAUUCUCCCCUGACUAACCUGUCCAUAGCAGGGAACUGGCAGCUGGGCACAGUGGAACUCGUGUUUGGGACCUACACCAGCCCUGUACAGGACCUACUGCUGGUCACAUGCUGUGCUCCUCAGGCCAGUAACACUGACCCCAAGUACCAGGGCAGGUCCGCUGCCUUUGUCUUCUCUUCUAAUGUGGUCACAAACACCACAGCAAACCUCACUAAUGCUGAAGUUGUCGGCACCCCCCUGGUGGAGCGAGUCAUCCCUAACCCUGCCUAUGUGGAGGUGGGACCCUGCCCAUGUGACCUGUGGGAGAACCACUGUGACACUGAGUGCUGCUGUGAUACUGAGUGCACACAGGAUGAUCUGGAUAUCUUCACCAGCUGUAUCCAGGGUGCAUUUGGAGGAAACCUGACAAAAGAACUAGCCCAGUACUGUACCUUCAGCGGCGGUUAUCAAGAAGAUUGGGACAGACUGUUGUGUGUGGAGCGAGACAACAGCCCGUAUCUGGGCCUGUACUAUGACAAUCCCUCCGCUAUCAGAACUGAGACCGCCUUUAGGACUGCCUAUGAUGCAAACGCUCCUGCGUUCUCAUUCGAUGAGACAGAGAGAAGAGAGACUGUAGAGACAGACUCUUCUUUGGCGUACAGAUACGGGCUGGCCACACAGGUCUUGUACACAGACGCAAACGGAGAAACACAGCAAGGGUUUCUCUCCUUCCCCCAACAGAUUUUAUCAGGACAGUGCUUGUACAGCGGGAUUGUCAGGCAUUUUGUGUCCUCAAAUGCAACUUGUACGCAAACGCUGGACGCAAGUCUUUGUACGGAAGGUUCCAUGUUGGAUGCGAGGGAGUACUUACUCCCCUCUGCUGCUACCCACCCCCCCUGUCCAACCCCCCCUCGAGUCCUAAGUCAGCAUGGGGGGGUUGACACCGUCCCCACUACUGUAGAAUACUUCUGUCUUACGGACCCAAGCCUUUACGUCAGGUCCACCACCACUGCUGACGACAUCUAUGUCUUCAACCAAACCUCCCUGUUCGCUGACAGUGUGCCAGGCACCAUGCAGAAGUGUGCAUUUGACGACGGCUUCACGUUUCCCCCCUCCCCAACUCCAAACACUACCACCGACACGUGCAGUAAUGUCGUGCUAGACGUGAGGUAUGUUUUAUCAUGGAGGGGGACCGAACUUACGGGUGCCGCGGCGUUCGUGAUUCUUGGAGACAUUGCCAUGGAAACGGUUACCCCUGGCGACGGCAGUAACAGCUCCACGGUUUUGGCGCAGAAGUUUGGAGUGGAGUUUUCUUACGACAGUCCCAAUGCGACGGCUGUCGAUGCGACGGAAAUUGUGGAUCGGUCGGGAAAUCCAGGUUACGACGUGGGGAAAGUGCUGCUGACUGGGACGCUGUCACUGACCAAUGACAGCGUAGAAAACAUCGGGUCUUCGGGGCUCCAGGUCUGGAGUCCAGGGACAGACGGGCUGUGCACCUCUGCCAGUAGAGCUGCUGUGACAUUUGGGGAGGACUCCAUCUCUGGGUGCACCGUGAGGCUGGCAUGGGACAACUUCCAGGACUGCGCAGCUCUUAGAUCUGAGGUGCGAGCCCAACAGGAGUCGCUGGUGACAGCUGAGUUUGUGUCCAGAGGAGGAAACCCCAACUCCACUCUCAUCACGGACUGGGUACAAAUCAUCAAUAAUGACACAGCCGCCCCCAUAGAGGCCCCUACCCCGGCCGGCGUGGAGCCUGAUGUAGUUGACCAGCUGCAGGGGUUGUGUCAGGACAUUCCCGCGGCCAUGAACCUGGAGGUUCUGUACGCAGACGUCGGCAAGGAAAACGAGUUUCUCAUCCAGGAGGUCGUCGGGGCGAGGGUCAGUUUCUCAAGUACACUGUGGAAGCUGCAGUGCUCAGGCCCGUUGUCUGCUGCAUGUUACGGGAACUCCUCAGUGUUGGCUGAUCUCGGCAACUCAUCAACGAUAUCUGACCUCAUCACUGGCACCGUGCAGUCUUUCUACAUCACCAGCUCCGUCACCUUCACCAGAGUACCUGCUCUAACACCAGCACCCGUCAAGAGGUUCUAUGCAAAUUCCACCAACGUGUGCAGGCUAAAUGCCUGCUGGGAGGAGCUGUUCUAUCCGGUUUCCAUGUUGUUUGCAGACGGAGAUUUCCAGCGGUACCAGCACAACCUGGGGUCUGCUCUGCUUCUCACACUGUUCAUCAUAGCUGUGUUUGUCAUCACCAGACCAUGGUGGUGAUAGGACUGAUUUUUAUUUCUUAUUAAGGCUUUACCUAGCCCCCACCGGGCCCCCCAGGUAGCUAGAAAACUAGACUAAAGCCCUGACCCCUGAUAAAAAUGUCCGGAUUAAACUGAAUAGAUU